Messenger RNA from Mytilus trossulus (common blue mussel), 3518 nucleotides. Its product is annotated as amyloid-beta precursor protein-like. Gene Ontology annotation, molecular function: serine-type endopeptidase inhibitor activity. Lineage: Eukaryota; Metazoa; Mollusca; Bivalvia; Mytilida; Mytilidae. The coding region runs from base 534 to 1430 and encodes 298 amino acids. The transcript is spliced from 4 exons. The record is from RefSeq and is a predicted model, not a curated record.
AUCGGUUUGUUAUUAAGGUGGUCGACAUGCUAUAGGUAGCAGUGUGUUAAUACCUAUAUAUUGUAAAUACCAACCCAUUUUAACCAACUGUGCGUUUAAUUCAAACGAAACGUUAAUUAUCAUUGAGAGAAGGGAUUUUAACAGACGACAGGAGAAGUGACCGAUUACAACGAGACAUUUGAUUGGUUGGAGUGCUCUUUCGGUUGAUCUUUGACCUCUUGUCGUUUUUUUUAUCAUUCAUUUAUUUUUUCAAACGUUUGCACCUGUCCAAUGAUACACAUAUCUUUCGAAUUUAGUAGUAUAUUGAAUGUGGAAGUCCCACGCAACAAAAUCGAGCUGUGGAGCAUUUAAAGGAUUAAUUUAAUUUAUUUCGAUGGAUGUUUCGUUGCAGAACCUUUAAAACAGAGGCACAUUUUCAAGUUAUAAUGUUUUUACUUUAAAGUGAUUUUUAAAAAAGAAAUAAAAUGUGAAUUUUAUUUAUAUUAACUUGGGAUGUUUAUUUUCUCAUUACAAUGUUGGAUUAAUUGUUUACUAUGAUGAUUCAAGAGAUAAUUUCCACAGUAUUGUUACUAGCUGUGAUAAAGGUAACUGGAGCAAACAGAAUUACAAUCGGUAAAGAUGCAGAACUAAAAUGCAAGGAAUGGAAGAAAAGCUGUACUGAAGGCAGUUUAUGUGUAAUACAACACCUAUCAUGGCCCAUGAAUAUGUCAUUUCCCAUCUGUGUCCCGGAAAGUGAAAUCUCGGGUAUGUUGAUACAAGUGAAAUUGAGAAUUUGUCAAAAACCUCCUCAACCGGGAAACUGUGGCGCAAGAUGGGUACGAUGGUAUUUUAAUACUCACAUUCAAAAAUGUAGCUGGUUUUAUUUUCAAGGUUGCAGAGGAAAUGAAAAUAACUUUAAAUCAAAGACCGAAUGUGAAAGUGAAUGCAUGCCUAAUCAACAGACUAAUGUUAUACAGAAACCUAUAAUCGGCUUAGGUUCAAAUGAACCUGUGGUUGUUACACAACCUAUUAAGUCGCCUGACUACUCUAAUUAUAUAGACAGAGGUUACUUAGUCAGAUCACACAAAACUAGUGGUGAUAACAGAGAAGUAAGGCGAAAACGCAGACUUGAAAAGAGGCGUCAAAAACGCAUGCGCAAAUUGAUGCGGAAACGCCGCAAGAGUAUGCGUAGUAAAAAGCGAAGACGCGAAGGUAAAGUAAAGCCAAAAGGAAAUAAAAAACGCAAGAAUAAAAAUAAGAAAAAGAAGAAUAAACGCGGAAGACGUGGCAAAAAAAACAAAAAUCAAAAAUCAAAAGGUGAAAAAUCAAAAAUUACAAUCAUUCCAGGAGAAGAUGAUGAUAUUACCACCACGAGUGAUUUAAUGAACAAACUUGUUUCACAAGAGAUUUCUAAGAAGGACAAAAAGAAGGAGAGAAGAACAAAAUCAUAACAUUAGUGACACUAUUUAUUAUUGCAUUACUGUGGUGUUUGUUUUAUUGAUGUCUUUUCAGUCUUUAACAGAGUUAAAACAUAGCGGUAAAGCGGGUUCCUGCAAUGUAUAAUAGCGUACUAUGCUAUAACGAUGUUUCAAUAACAAUUCAAUAAUUCUGAAAGUGAAAAUAUAACAGUAUUUCUUUCAGGAAACUGGAAAUGCAACUUUGUUGCUUGGAAACUAAAAACAAUAUGAAAUCAUGACAAAUGCUACUUACCACGUUUCCAUUCAGUAUUUAAGGUUUCAUAGUUCCACAAACUUCAACCUUUACAAUGUUUUUACAUCGCGUUAGUUAUUUCUAAAUGCAAUAUUUUGUAGUUUAAGGGAUAAAGUAGUUGUGGUACUUUUCAGCAACAACAUGAGUGGCUCUAUUGAUUUUAAUCAAUAAAUUGGCAAAGAGGCUCAACAAAUAGUGAUUGAAACACAUAUAUGUUGUAUCCAUGCAUUCGUUACGUGAUGUUAUCAAUGCUUGCUUUUGUUAUGAAUACAAGAACAGUACAGACAUGAUUGAUAUUUACAGGUCUAUAAUGCACUAAUAGUUUAAGCUAUCAUUGUAUAUAGAUGUCAGCGGUCAUUUAAUUUUACUGUAAAUAUUUCAUUUUUGAGUUAUUCUUUUUUUUGUUACAUAAUGUAUUUUCUUAAGAAGCCACUGAGUGUAAAAUAUCGUUGAGUAAAGCUGUGGCCAAUAUUGUGGCAUAUUUUGACCAAAAACUGUGCUCGGAAUGCCUCUUUCAGGUUAGAUAUGUUGUUUCGAUAUGUUUAUAGCGUCACUACUGACCUUUCUGCACUUCAGUGUUCAAAUUAUAUUAACCUGUUCAGUUAAUAAUUAAAUCAACAUAAUUUUGAGAGGCCUGAUUACAUUUACAAUUUUUGCCAUUUCAAGGGCCACAAAAUUACCCUUAUCGUACCUUCUUUUUUCCACUGUUUUGUUAAUUUCAACUUUUUAUUCUUUCACUUUAUUUGUGACCCUUUAGAAACAUAUUAAUGGCAGCAAUGUAUGGAUUUUUCAAUUUCGCAGUAAACCAGCUAAUUUGCGCUAGGACAGAUUGAAUAUGAAUGAAAAUAUGGAUAACAUCUUAUUACAACAUUAGCGGUCUUUUAUCAGAUUUUUACAAAAAAAAGAAAACACGGUUUAAAUUAAUCUAAAUAAAGAAAUAUGGUAAUUGUAAAUAAAUCAUCCACAAAAGCCAAAAGAAAGGAAAUAAAGAUAUUUGAAGGGUAGCAAAAUACCUUCAAUAACCUACUCUUUAUGUUAAACUCUAUAAAUAUGUCUUGCGUUUCUAUUGAUGUCACAAAACAGUCUUUGUUUUGUUCUGAAUAAGAAAAUCAUUUAUAUAAUUUCUGUGAAAAGGAAAUACUUUCUUUGAGGGAUACACCUUUGUUGCUUUCAAAUUAACAGAUAUUAUCACAAAAUAUGAUAUGAAAUUACAGCAUUUAGGUAUCUUAUUUCUCUCUGUUUUCAAUGUGAAACUAUUAUAACAUUAAUUUUGUAAAAUUAUAAAUCAAGAGUUUUGUCAGUAAGGAGAAAAUAAAGGAAAUUUAUCGGUUUUAAUUUUUCUUUGUUACUUUUUGUUUAUUCAUUUUACAUCAGCUUAAAACUAAUCUCUCGUUUUCUGAACCAAGUUAAAACUUUCGUGGGAACAUUAAAAGCAUGUCUAGCUAUUUUGUCCUUUAAAAAAUAUGACAUUUUCUGGUAUAAUGGUAAACUUGUUUGAGUGAAUGUUGCAAAUACCUUAAUGAUAUACUGGUAAUGAUGUUUGCACUUAAGGGCCUUUUACUUUUAAAAGGCCUUCACCUGCCCAGAAAUCUUAUUUAUUUAAAAUUUUCAGCAUUUUGCUUACUAUUGCUUGUAUGUAAAUAAUAUGUUUAAAAAGUUGACCUUUUUUGUCUGUUUUCAGGGUACAUGUAUUAAUUAAAUAUCUGAAUUUGUGAUAUGAAGUUUUGAUUUGGAUCAUCUAUGUUAUAAAAAUUAUGAAACUUUGCAUAAUAAUAAUCAAAACAAAAAUUUUCAUUGUAUACUAUUUGAAAUGUAAAAUAAAAAAAUUA